Molecule: messenger RNA, 2205 nt
Organism: Homo sapiens (human)
Lineage: Eukaryota; Metazoa; Chordata; Mammalia; Primates; Hominidae
Gene: TMEM156
Product: transmembrane protein 156
Exons: 7
Coding region: 589-1269 (226 amino acids)
Cellular component (GO): membrane
Source: RefSeq, a predicted model, not a curated record
AUAGAAUGUAAGCUCCAUGAAACCGAGGUUUUGUCUGCUUUGUUCACUGAUGUGUUUCAAGCAAUUAAGAGAGUGUCUGUCAUAUUAAGGGCACUCAAUGAAUAUCUGUUGAGGGAGCAAACUUGCUGAAUCAUACUGUUAAGGAAAUCAAAAGAAAACCUUGAAGGAGGCAUUUCUCAUCUGACGUUCACAAACAUCUUGUGAUUUAGGCAGGCCAAGUGUUAUCCUCAUAUUUUUGAAAGAUUAAAUUUCAUCACAAACCUAGAGAUUUUAAGUUGUGCUAGCGUGUGAAAUUUAUUUUGCAGAAUAUUUUACUUGAAAGGUAUGUGUCUUUUUACCCUGAGUCAUUUUCCUGCCAUUUUCUUUAUCUACAGGGAAUUUCAUAAUAUUCAUUUGCUUCUCUUAUUUUGACAAGUAAAAUGAGCAGUCUCCUAUGUCUCAAACCUGCCUUUCAAAUAUUGCUAUGAAAGAACAUUGGAGCUAUCAUGUCUGGAAGUGUGUUUGCAAUCUAAUUUUACCUAUUCACUCUCCUCCUUAAAUUUUUCUUUUGUGACUUUUCUGCAACCAGUAAGGGAAACUCAGAUUAUCAUGAGAAUCUUUCUAAAUCCCUCCAAUUUUCGUAACUUCACCAGGACUUGCCAAGACAUCACAGGUGAAUUUAAAAUGUGCUCCUCGUGUUUGGUUUGUGAGUCUAAAGGAAACAUGGAUUUUAUUUCUCAGGAACAAACAUCAAAAGUUCUUAUCAGGAGAGGAUCAAUGGAAGUGAAAGCAAAUGAUUUUCAUUCACCUUGUCAGCACUUUAACUUCAGUGUAGCUCCUCUGGUUGACCACUUGGAGGAAUAUAACACUACCUGUCAUCUAAAAAACCACACUGGAAGAUCAACAAUCAUGGAGGAUGAGCCAAGCAAGGAGAAAUCGAUAAACUACACUUGUAGAAUCAUGGAAUACCCGAAUGAUUGUAUACACAUUUCUUUGCACCUAGAGAUGGAUAUAAAAAAUAUCACUUGUUCCAUGAAGAUCACUUGGUAUAUUUUAGUUCUAUUAGUUUUUAUAUUUUUGAUCAUCCUCACUAUCCGCAAAAUACUUGAAGGCCAGAGAAGAGUGCAAAAGUGGCAGAGUCAUAGAGACAAACCUACAUCUGUUCUCUUAAGAGGAAGUGAUUCGGAGAAACUGAGAGCAUUGAAUGUGCAGGUUCUUUCAGCAGAGACCACGCAGAGGCUGCCUUUGGAUCAAGUCCAGGAAGUGCUUCCCCCAAUUCCAGAACUAUAAGUUACUUCCACAGUGCAUCAGUGAGAUCAAUAUACACGAAUAUCCCCGGGCAAGUUGGACCGAGCCCUUUGAAGAAUACUCAGAAGUUUAUUUUGUGAAUGAGUAGACUGGAAAAUGUUUGUGUCCAGCUGAGGAUGCACAGUUGGAAAGCAGGAGGAAUGCUGACUGGUUGAUGAAAACUAGCUUAAGAGCAUUCAUUCGCUCCAUGAGAUCAAGGGAACAAGAGUGUUUGCAAGAAGCCAUUAUGAGUCAUGGAAAAAAAGAUGAUGAAACCCAUGGAAACAGCAAGAGAAUUCCCACUCUCUCUCUUCUUAAAAAAAAUCUAUCAUUAUACAGCACAGAGUGGAGCCAAGUUUUUAAUUUUGAGGAACCAAAAACAGGAUCAAAUAUGAAAACCCUUUCUUUUAUUGGGCCACAUUGUAGAUGCUGAUUUGAUAAUUGUUUCCUAUGCAGAUAGAUUAUUUUUAUUUCACAGAUUAUUUAAAAGGGAAGAGGGCCUGGUUGUUUAUUUAUAUGUUUGUUUGCAUUUAUGAAUCUUGCUGCCUUUUAGCACCAGGAUGUUUUUAAAAAAAUUCAAAGAGGCCAGGCGCAGUGGCUCAUGCCUGUAAUCCCAGCACUUUGGGAUUCUGAGGUGGGAGGAUCAUGAGGUCAAGGGAUCGAGACCAUCCUGGCCAACAUGGUGAAACCCUGUCUCUACUAAAAACACAAAAAUUAGCUGGGUGUGGUGGUGCGCGCCUGUAGUCCCAGCUCCUCAGGAGGCUGAGGCAGGAGAAUCACUUGAACCUGGCAGGCAGAGUUUGCAGUGAACCAAGAUCACGCCACUGCAUUACAGCCUGGUGCAGAGCAAGACUCUGUCUCAAAAAAAAAAAAAAAAAAAAAUCAAAGAUACCAAUAAAACGAAUUUAAAUAAAAUACUUAAGUACUUUAAUAGCAAAA